AUGUGGCACACAUUUGUUUUGAGCGCACUCGGCUGUGCAGGUCUCGUUGCGGCGCAUGGGUGGAUUGACAACAUAACUAUAAGCGGUAAUCUGUACACCGGAUUCAACCCAACAGCUGCACCUUGGGUCCCCGAUCAAGGAACAAUAGGGUGGCCAAGCUGGAAUACCGACACAGGGCCAGUCUACAGUAGUGAUGUUUCGAGUCCCGACAUUAUAUGUCAGAAGAAUGCCACCAAUGCAAAAAUCUCUGCCUCUGUCAGUGCCGGAAGCGAUAUUGUUUUGAGGUGGACCACUUGGCCCGACUCGCACCACGGUCCUAUCAUGACAUAUCUUGCUGAUUGCGGUGGAGAUUGUGCGAAAAUAGACAAAACGGAGCUCAAGUGGUUCAAGAUAGCAGAACAGGGCGAGAUAACCGCUGGUUCUGGGAACGGUACCCCAGGGUACUGGGCCUCGGAUGAGAUAAUGAAGAGCAACGCCGCCUGGAAGGUCCAGAUUCCAGCGUCUUUGAAGGCGGGGAGCUACGUGCUGCGCAAUGAGAUCCUUGCCCUACAUUCAGCAUACGAAAUAGGGGCAGCCCAGUUCUAUCCCCAGUGUAUCAACCUUCAAAUAACAGGGUCUGGAACCAGUUCGCCUGACGGCGUUGUUGGCCAGGAGUUAUAUCGCCCCACGGAACCCGGUGUUCACUACAACAUCUAUAAUGAUGAAGCAAAGCCAACCUAUAUCAUGCCCGGGCCUCCACUAUCGAAGAUUAAGUCACAAGAAGGUAUACCAGCACUUGGAAUGCAUCGCACGGCAAGGACAACUGAAAGCUGAAUGUAGCACAAGGGCAGAGUUGGGAUUACAAAUAGGGCAUGGAUUUCAUUGGUCUUACUUUCUAUAUUAAAAGUUGAAAACCC
Molecule: messenger RNA, 896 nt
Organism: Truncatella angustata
Lineage: Eukaryota; Fungi; Ascomycota; Sordariomycetes; Amphisphaeriales; Sporocadaceae
Product: glycoside hydrolase
Exons: 2
Coding region: 1-813 (270 amino acids)
Source: RefSeq, a predicted model, not a curated record